GAUGUGAAGCGAAGAGUACGGUUGAAACGGGUAAAUAUGAGCGAUCGAUGUUAAUUCAGGCAAUGUUCGUUUCUGGUGUAAUAGAAAUUCAAGUUUUCUGCUUCAACUUUUUGUCGAAGCUUGCUGUGAAACUAGCAGGCAAAGAAAUUGAAAUUCCCAUCCACAUUUUUGUCAACUGCUAUGUGAUUUUCGGUAGUGCUGUGCUACCUACUGUCAAUUUAAUUUUCGUCAAACGAUUUCGUAACAGCGUCAAACAAGCAAUUCUAGAAUUGUUGUCAAAGAUUAUGAUUAAGACGAGAAUGUUUACUGUAGUACAUAUUGUACCCAAGACGAAAAUUCAUUCAAUUUUUACGUAA
Messenger RNA from Loa loa (African eye worm), 356 nucleotides. RefSeq lists its product as hypothetical. The transcript has a single exon. Lineage: Eukaryota; Metazoa; Nematoda; Chromadorea; Rhabditida; Onchocercidae. The annotation marks the transcript as partial. The record is from RefSeq and is a predicted model, not a curated record.